Molecule: messenger RNA, 972 nt
Organism: Uranotaenia lowii
Lineage: Eukaryota; Metazoa; Arthropoda; Insecta; Diptera; Culicidae
Exons: 2
Coding region: 1-972 (323 amino acids)
Source: RefSeq, a predicted model, not a curated record
AUGGAUAUCAAAAACGCUAUCCUUCGGCUCACCGAUAUCCUGGCCAACCAGCAGCAACAGAUUGAAGUUCUCCUGCAGAACAACGCAGUUCCUCAGGUUGGGAGCGAGAAAAUUAACGAGUCGCUGGCGACGGGAAUUCAAGAAUUCCGGUUCGACCCAGACGGCGGAAUUUUUUUCGACUCCUGGUUCGCUCGGUAUGAAGACGUCUUCAGGCAAGAUGGGCAACAUUUGGACGACGCUGCCAAGGUCAGACUGCUCCUCCGGAAAGUCGAUUCGCAGUUUCACGAACGGUAUCUGGACAGCAUUUUGCCGAGUCACCCCCGAGACUUUGACUUUGAAACAACAGUGACAAAGCUCAAGCGUCUCUUCGGUCGACAAAAAUCGCUGUUCAACGCACGUUCCAUCAACAAAAACUGCGAGGCGUUUCAACUCAACCGGCUUACUAGUGACCAGUUUAAAGCUCUGCGUUUCAUAUGUGGUUUACAAUCGCCACGGGACGCAGACAUACGAGCUCGGCUCAUUAGUAAGGUCGAAGCCGAAGAAAGCGCCCCACUUGCCGAAGAUUGCCAACUCACUCUGGACAAGCUGGUGGACGAGUGCCACAAGCUCCACAACCCGAAACAGGACACACAAAUGGUUGAGAAGAAGGACCCCUUAAUCAACGCUGUGUCCCUCCAUUCAAAACCACCCGAGCAGAAGACAAAAAAGGUUCCGAAGACGCCCUGCUGGCUCUGCGGGGACUUCCAUUACGUCCGUGAGUGCCCGUUCCAGAAUUCCACCUGCGGAAAAUGCAAACGCAGGGGCCACAAGGAAGGUUACUGUGCUUCAGCGGAUUCCAGGAAGAAAACAACCGACGAGCAUUAUCCAAACCUUCGUAAGAUAAAAGGUGUCACUCUGGUGCAGAAAGUGGACAUUUCCAAGAGGCACAAGUUUGUUGAUGUUCAUCUGAACGGUGUCAACGUCAAGCUCUAG